Molecule: messenger RNA, 1478 nt
Organism: Etheostoma cragini (Arkansas darter)
Lineage: Eukaryota; Metazoa; Chordata; Actinopteri; Perciformes; Percidae
Gene: lgals3b
Product: lectin, galactoside binding soluble 3b
Exons: 4
Biological process (GO): macrophage chemotaxis; monocyte chemotaxis; eosinophil chemotaxis
Cellular component (GO): immunological synapse; nucleus
Molecular function (GO): carbohydrate binding; laminin binding; IgE binding
Source: RefSeq, a predicted model, not a curated record
CCAUGUUCAGGUCAGCCUGCUGCCAACCCCGCCUGGCCCGGAGGACCUGGAGGUCAACCCCCUGCCAACCCAACCUGGCCCGGAGGACCUGGAGGCCAACCACCUGCCAACCCCGCCUGGCCCGCAGGACCUGGAGGUCAACCACCUGCCAACCCAACCUGGCCUGCUGGACCUGGAGGCCAACCACCUGCCAACCCGACCUGGCCUGGAGGACCAACUCCCAACCCCACCUGGCCUGGAGGACCAACUCCCAACCCCACCUGGCCUGGAGGACCAACUCCUAACCCCACCUGGCCCGCUGGACCUGGAGGUCAGCCACCUGCCAACCCCAGCUGGCCCGGUCCCGGAGGACCUGGACCCGGACCUACCCCUGCCGUUACCCCUCAACAAAGUCUGGCCGUCCCUUACAAACAAAAUCUCCCCAAUGGAGUUUAUGACAAGCUGCUUAUCACCAUCGCUGGGAUCGUGAACCCCAACGCUGACAAGAUCACAGUGGACAUGUUCGCAGGUCAGGACCUGGCCUUCCACUUCAACCCUCGGUUCAAUGACGGCGGCAGGAAGGUGAUCGUCAGGAACAGCUGCAUCGGCACCAAGUGGGGGAAAGAGGAGCGGGAACUGCAGAACUUCCCCUUCGUCCAGGGACAGCCAUUCGAGAUGAAGAUCUUGUGCACCAACAAGGAGUUUAAGGUGGCCGUCAACAACGCUCACGUGCUGGCGUUCCAACACCGGGUCACCAACCUCAAAUCCAUCAACACACUCAACAUCUACUGCGACCUCAAACUGACCAAGGUCAACCUGGAGACUUUGCCCUGAGAAGGACCGCAGAUAUACUGGGGGUCCAACACAGAUUUGCAAAAAAAUACCCAGAGAUCUAGUGGGGAUCAACAAGAGAUCUACUGAAGGUUACCCAAAGAUUAACUGUAAAUCUGCUGUUGAUCCCUAACAAAUCUCUAGUGGACCCUCAGUAGAUCUCUGGUGGACCCCCAAUAGAUAUUUGGUGGAACCCCAGUAGAUCUUUGGUGGACCCCAGUAGAUCUUUGGUGGACCCCCAGUAGAUCUUUGGUGGACCCCAGUAGAUCUCUAGUGGACCCCAGAAGAUCUUUAGUGGACCCGCCAGUAGAUCUUUAGUGGACCCCAGUAGAUUUACUGGGGAUCCACAGGAGAUUUGUUGGGAGUCCACCAGAGAUCUAUUAGGUUCCACCAGAGAUCUAUUAGGUUCCAUCAAAGAUCUAUUGGGGUUCCACCAGAGAUCUAUUGGGGUCCAACAGAGAUCUACUGGGAUUUCCACAACCGAUUUCCUGUUGCAGAUCUACUUCAGAUCAACUGGAGGUCGCUUAAUAUAUAUCUUUAAUAGAUCUGUAGAUGAUACUUGGAAACGUUAACAUGUGUAGUUUUAUAGGUGAACCAUCCACAGAAAGUACUCAGUGGACCCUGUUGUAGUUGUUGUUGUAUUUGAGUCAUAAAUAAAGGGUUAAUCU